AUGCGGCGAGGGUACAUCUGGGACCACGACGCGUUGGGUAACCUGGACGAGCAGGAGAUUAACGACGAGACGCAGAAAGUUCAGGCGUGCGCGAUGCUGUGCGCCGCCACGCCGGAGUGCUUCAUCUGGCAACUGAGAGUCGUGGAGGAAGGAGCCUUUUGUCGCAUGUGGCGGGAGGAGCAGAGCCCAUGCCUAGCGGACCCUUCAGACGGCGCCAACCCAAUCCAUUACAACCCCACACCCCCCUGGAAGGGCGUGUUCGGCUUUGGGGGCGGGUGCAACCGCAGCAAGCGGGGUCGCGGCACUGAGAGCACAGCAGCAGGGCAGGGAGGCGCCGGGGGGAAUGUUACAGCGGUGGCAGGAGGGAGGGGAGGGAAUGGGAGUGUGGCAAAAGGGGGAAGGGAUGGGCGGACGCGGCAGCAGGGGUAUGAGGGGAAGCAGCAGGAGCUGGAAGCGCAGCAGCUGGUGCCGCAGGCGCACGCGCAGGGAGCAAGAGGGAGGCUACCAAUGCUGACAGUGGAAGGAAUGGCUGGGGUGAAAACAGACCCCAAUGCCACAGCCGCAUGCCCGGAUCUCAUGUGCAAUGUGGCAAUCAAAGGUAUCUUCUUUGACCAUGAGGGGAAGGGCCAUCUGGGGGAGAACACAACUGGCCCGGCCAACCGUGCCCACAGCUGCUGGAUCAUCUGCCGGAAGACCGAGGGCUGUGCGUUUUGGAGUUAUCAUCGGGAGAAGCCAGAAGGUCAUUGUACAAUGUGGAGUGAGCAGCAAGACCCCUGCAAGCCUGCAGACCCCAGUGACCCUACAACUGCACGCUACCGGCCCUGGCCAGAUAGAGAAUACCUUGUUGGCGGGCACUGUAAAGCAUCCAGCCCGUCGCUGCUCGCGCGCGAGACGUCCUUCGACUCGGAGUCGCCGUUAAUGAAGCGACCCUGUGCGCGUAAUAUCAGCGGGUCGCAUCGCGCAUCGCCUAGUACUGCCUUCCCAGACAGUCGCGCACUCGCUAUUGGCAGCGGUUGCGACACGCCCCCUGUUCUCGUGCUCGAAAGAGAAGGUGAGGAAGACGACGGCAUUCCCUCGCCGCAUCCGAAGCUAGCAAUUCCCAGGCAUGGGGCACACUGCUACCGCAAUCGCCGUUUCAAGGGCGUGCGACAGCGAAAAUGGGGCAAGUGGGUAACCGAGAUUCGCGACCCUCGCACGAAGAUUCGCGUGUGGCUGGGAUCGUACGAAACCGCGGAGGAAGCAGCGCGAGUGUAUGAUAUGGCCGCGCGGAUAAUAGGGGGAGGCCGCGGAGGCGCCGCCUGCGGAAAGCUCAACUUCCCCGACGAGGCGCAUCCCGUCGCCGUUCCGCGCGCCAUUGCGGAAACGCUGCUCCGCACGGUCCGCGAAAGCAGAGCCCUGUGCGCUGCAGAUGUCGCAGGGGGCGAGCGCCUCGUCGUCGCAGGCGACGCCGCGGACGACGGGGGCGACGCGCGCGACGGCGCGUGCGACCUGCCUGCGAGUUUCUCAAGCGACGUGGUUCGUCUGGAGGCCGUGGGCGACAGCGUGGUAGUGGCGGAGUGCCCCCCUGCGGCGGCAGUUGCGCCGCUUGGAAUGAUCUCCGUUGUGAAGGAGGAGGCGCAGACUAUCCCAUACCUGGACACCAAAAUGCUACUUGACAUGAAGCCGAGUGCUCCUGAGAAGCCACGUGGUGCUGAGAGGCCAUGUGUCCCCCUGGGUCGAUCCGCUCCUUGGGAACUGUCAAUUCCUGUGCACCCAUCGGCCGGAGGGAGUGGUGCAGAUCCCGAGUCUCCCAGAAGCCCUUCCAGCAGCAGCAGCAGCAGCGCCAGCGAUUUGUCGUCUGCCGGACACUCCCUUUCUGCUGAGACCUCGGAUGUGCUAGAUGGUGAUCAUCAUCAGGUCUCCACACUGCCUACAGAUGAGAGCCACAGCCUCCCAGCCAGUGCUGAUUCUGUACUGGCAUGCCAGGCGCAGGUGGACAUGCUCGCAGACAUCAUGAACCUUCUGGAUGAGCACUUGCCGGCCAGGCUCACUUCUCUGACGGAUUCCGGCAGGUCUGACGGCCAGCUAGACGGCACGCCUGAGGGUGGCGCUGCUGCGCAGGAGGCUAUUCUCUGGGCACUGGCACAUUCUCAGGGUGCUGCAGCCGGGCGACAAUCCCAAGGGGUCGGUGUCCCUGAGGCUGUGGCUUGCCCUGCUGGGUUGUCGUCGGCGCAGGAGGUGUGUGAGGGCGAGGCGGAGCUGGUGAAUGUGUCGCCUUGGGGUUUGUCACCAGCAGCAGUUGGGUUCGACCUCUGGAGCUGA
Closterium sp. Naga37s-1 is the source of this 2301-nucleotide messenger RNA. The record is from the annotation of a GenBank genome assembly. NCBI's taxonomy places the organism in Eukaryota, Viridiplantae, Streptophyta, Zygnematophyceae, Desmidiales, Closteriaceae.